CAUCGUUUAACCUGCUACUCUCUUGAGUCUUGGCCACCUUUCAAACGCGCGAAUCCGUCUACGUAGCGCAAAUAUCACUUGCGAUAGAGUUCUAGCACUCGGUCAACAUGUGUCUAAUAUUCACCUGCGGUGAGCACACCUUCAGGAAAGAGGUAGAAGGAUACGAGGGUGUUGUCUGUCAAUGCCACAACUGCGGCAACUUCGCCGGCCAUAUCAUCAAAAGCAAUCCUUGGUUCACCUUUUGCUUCGUGCCCGUCGUCCCGCUCUCUAUCCAUGGCUACCAGGACGUCGUCUGCCAUAUCUGCAACUUCGCGCAGCCGUUAGAACACCGACCUGACGCUCAGGCGAUGCGACGUGGCGGGGAAGGGAAUAAUGUUCCGAUGCAGAAUCAACCACCGCCACAGCAAGGACCUCCACAACAAGGACCACCUCCGGGAUGGGGACAAGCACCGCCUCAGGGUCAAGCGCCUAUGAGAUACGGAUAAAAAACGCAAGAGGUUGGCCCGUUAGUUUCACGAUUUAAGACAGCAGGAGGUAGGUGUUACGGCAGCUGAGUACACGAUACGAAACAGUGUUAGCGGUUGCAUCAUAUUGCACAGCAUCAGGGUUGGAGUUUAAGGAUCCGCGUAUCAUAGGAUAUCCCGCUUGGGGCAUUUUGACAUUGCUUGUGGAUGGAUGGAACGAUAAUUACAAAUUACAUCUUGGAGUUUAUUCUAUAAGCUGCACACGGUUAGGCAUGCGUGGCAGUCGAUUAAUGUCUUGGAAGGUAGAUAUUGGAAACUCAUCACGGCCAGCUCUAUACUCAUGAGAAUAUUGAUGAUUCGAGUUACGCGCUAUAGGUCCUCGACUUGAGGUACAUACUACAGUAGACUUUCACAGUAAUAUUGAAAUUCUCCUAUU
Molecule: messenger RNA, 900 nt
Organism: Daldinia decipiens
Lineage: Eukaryota; Fungi; Ascomycota; Sordariomycetes; Xylariales; Hypoxylaceae
Exons: 2
Coding region: 108-485 (125 amino acids)
Source: RefSeq, a predicted model, not a curated record